Aspergillus japonicus CBS 114.51 is the source of this 3894-nucleotide messenger RNA. RefSeq lists its product as uncharacterized. Lineage: Eukaryota; Fungi; Ascomycota; Eurotiomycetes; Eurotiales; Aspergillaceae. The record is from RefSeq and is a predicted model, not a curated record. The coding region runs from base 1 to 3894 and encodes 1297 amino acids. The transcript is spliced from 22 exons. Gene Ontology annotation, biological process: transmembrane transport. Gene Ontology annotation, cellular component: membrane. Gene Ontology annotation, molecular function: ATP hydrolysis activity; ATP binding; ABC-type transporter activity.
AUGAAGGGCAAUGGCUUUGCGCACCCUGACGUCCUGCGUCUGAGGGUGGCUCUGCGUUUCACUUGUUCAGCAGUGGAACUGGGAUCUGAUGCCGCCCAGCCACGAUCAAAGGGCUUCUCGGCGGCCCGGGGUCUCAAUGUAGCCAGCUCGCUGACCGCCCGCCCUGACCAUAUUGAUAGUACCUCGCUUGAAGAGCAUCACGUAGCGGAACUUAUCACUUGUCCACGUCUCCGACAGGACGAUGACCGCCAGCAACCCUGUCAGAUUGUUAGAGGAGGUUCAAAAGUUUAUCUGAUGGCCAGAACCGUUCUGGGACGCGACAAAAUAUGGACGGAGGCUGAAACGGUGGACUGGUUGAUCAGCAGAGGCCAGAUCGCGGGCAUCCGGGACCAUUGGGUGGCGCUCGCACAGCGGCGAACCCUCGUCGCAAUGAUCCUCAUCGAGGUCGCCUACAUUGAUCUGGCAAUCUUGGUGCAUUGGCGCGUUAGCGUGCAAUCGAUGGCGUCCUUCGUCUAUUGGAGCCUGGAUUGUCAUCGCAGCGGCGAUAUUGUCUGUCCCUUUGCCUCUGUGCUGGCCCCUGCGACUCCUUAUCAGCAGCCUAUAAAUAACUCCGGGACUCUUGAUUCGAUCAAUCCAACUGCAUCCUGCGUUCUGGCGGAUCAUCAGCUGGGCCCUCAGGUCUCAGUGCACUGCCGAAGCUUCGAUUUUACGGUCGCUUUUGAAGAAAGUAUCUUGUCAAUUCCCCCAUCAGUCCUAUUCAUUGGCUUUGCAACCAUUCGAAUCGCUCAUCUCUACAAGGAAACCCAAGAUUGGGGCGCGACCUUUCCAAAGACUGAAGCUGUGCUGUUGCAGUCUCUGGCUGCAGUCUUUGGCCUGCUUCAGUUGUCACUUCUUGUCAUCUAUGCCCGACCGCAACGCAGGGAUCAUCAGCCGUUGGGGGUGGCAGCAUUGGCUCUAGGGGUAGCAGAUUCCGUCUUUGUCGGUUUACUCUCAUACUUGGAACACGAAAGGGCGAUCUCCCCGCCCGGCAUACUGCUUUCUUAUCUUCUCUCGACAUUGCUCGAUGCUGCUCGUCUGAGAAGUCUCUGGCUGCUGGAUGAUGCUAUUGCUACUGGUGCGUAUUGGCGUCUUCAGCUCCGUUUCAUUACGACUCUGCGCGGAACUCUGAUCUCAGCACUUUAUCGGAAAGCCCUCCAACUCAGUGAUGUGGAAGCGAGGAAGGCGACCGUGGCUCUGAUGAGCACCGAUGUGGAGAUGGCAUGCACGGGAUUGGAGCAGCUCCACGAGGUGUAUUUCAGUCUGUUGCAGAUCGGCAUCGCAACCUGGCUGUUGGAGUGGCAAGUCGGGGCGGCGCCAAAGCCAGAGAGCAUGGCUGGAGAGCGUACAGCAACUGCUGAGUUCCCGAACAGUCGGUUCUGCCUCGUCGAAUCAUCGCUAAUGUUUUCCCGGAUCCUCGAUAGAUGCUACCACGUCGUUUCGCAAAGGACCUCUCCCAGAGACUUUCCGAUCUCCGUGCACUCUGCUUCGAAAUACCGUACAAUUUUUGUGUGGGUUAUGGGCUUGGCGUACGCUCCUUCGGCGAUAUCCCCCGUGGUGACUUUGGCCAUCUACGCUGCCAUUAGAUCCAGCACCUGGGCUUCAUCCAGUUUGAUUUCAUCUCCCUUGGUGGCUGUGUUCCAACUGGUCCCUAUGGUUGUAGCGGCGUUGAGCUGCUUAGACCGAAUUGAAGGGUUCCUCGCGAGUCCAACCCACGCGGACUACCGCAUAUCACCCAGCACAACAGGAACUCAUGUUGAGUCUGAAAAGCAGGCCAUGGAGUCAGUCAGACCUUCAUCAGAUCAGAAGUCCGGGGGUGGGUCUCGAUUUGCGUUGACCAUCCGUAACGCAACUUUCUCUUACCCCGGAUCAUCUUCUGUCGUGCUUCAAGAUAUCACGGUCAAUAUUCCACUGUCGCAGCUCACACUUAUCUUGGGACCGGAUCUCGACGAGAGCAUUGAAGGGGACCACACAGAGGUCGGAAGCAAUGGUGUCACGCUGAGUGGUGGACAGAAGCAGAGACUUGUGAUGGCCAGAGCCGUAUAUGCGCGAAAAGAGCUUUUUGUUCUAGACGAUAGUUUCAGUGCGCUUGAUCCCCAGACAGAAGGGAAGGUUGCACAGCGACUUCUCGGACCCCAAGGCAUGAUGCGAGAGAACGGACAGACUGUGGUUGUUGCUUCCAGCGGAGAAAGGCUAUUGCCGUACGCCGAUCUGGUUAUCCUUCUCGGCAUAAAUGGCAGAAUCCGAGCCCAAGGCUCGCCGAGAGAACUGGCAUCAUAUCUCAAUAUUCCAUCCAAGGGCAACAACAUACCUGACCACCGGAAGGUUUCAGUCUAUGGUUCCUAUUUCCGGUCCAUGGGCUUCUGGCGAGGCACAGGAUUAUGGGCCCUUUUGAUUUUCCAGACAUUCUUCUCCAAGUUUCCCAAUAAAAGCCCCUUGAGCAUGGCGUCUUCGUACGCGAAGUACAUCGGGGUCUACAGUUUCUUCCAGGUUGUAUCUAUGAUAUUCACCCUUCUUGCCGCCUUGGUCCUUGGUACUGAUGUCUUCAGAAUCCCAAUGUCCGCUUUCAGCACGAUUGAAGUCGGUUCAGUUGUUAACAAGUGCUCUCGCGACCUUGGCACAGGUCAUUAUUAUCGCAAGCUGUCGCAGCUCCUUUCCCUACGUAUUUGCCGCAUUCCCAGUCCUCCUGGCCAUCGUACUCGCGAUUUAGAGGUUCUAUCUUCGGACUUCAAAGCAAGUCCGCGCUAUGGACAUCGAAGCGAAAAGCCCUCUGCUAUAAGUCCCCAAGCACAGGUUGUCCAUGAGGUUCAAUUAUGUGUAACAUUGAUGUCCGUCUAUUUCAGAACUCACUUUCUGGAGACGAUCAGCGGCCUAUGUACGAUCCGUGCAUUCGGAUGGCAGCAUAGCAGCCAAAGAAGUCACGAGGCACUGCUUCAAGCAGCACAGAGGCCCUAUUACCAGCGAUUUAUGGUCCAGAGAUGGCUGAACCUUGUGCUCGAUAUGGUCGCUGCCGGAGUCGCUAUUCUAGUAGUCGGGCUGGCCAUCCGACUGCAAACUCGGUCGACGCUGGUCGGACUCGCACUGGUCAAUGUCAUAUCUCUGAACGAGACUCUGCAAUCGCUGAUUCUUCAAUGGGCGGUGAUGGAGAUUUCGCUGGGGUCGAUCAGUCGGUUAGAAGAGUUUACCAUUCAAGCUAGAGCUGAUCGGGGUUCCGAGCAGCAAGGCCACCCCGCUGCUCCGGAGUUCGGGGGUCUGUGGCCCUCGCAUGGAUCAAUUGAAUACAAGAGUGUGACUGCCCGGUACCAGGAGAAUAGCUUUGAUGUGCUCAAGAAUAUUUCUUUGUCCAUCCCCGCAGGCUCCAAAGUGGGAGUCUGUGGUCGAACCGGCAGCGGAAAGAGCACCUUCAUCUCUGGCCUGUUCCAGAUGAUCACCCUCACCUCUGGAUCUAUCUUCAUUGACGGUGUUGACAUUGCAACUCUGGACCCCGAAAUUGUCCGAUCGCAUCUGAUUGGAAUCUCCCAGCACAGUUACAUCAUGCCGGGAGUUUCCGUUCGGGACAAUUUGACGCUGGGAUGUGUCGGGCCAUCGGAGGAUUCUCAACUCAUCGCAGCCCUGCAAAAGGUCAAUCUCUGGGACCUGGUCUCAGCACGAGGAGGUCUCUCGGCUUUCUUGGACAACGAGACCUUGUCCGCCGGACAGAGUCAGCUUUUCUCGUGUGCACGAGCCCUGCUGCGGUCUGGGUCGGUAGUGGUGUUGGACGAGCCAGCCAGCAGCCUCACAGCUGAGACGGCGGAUCUGAUCCAAAGGGUCGUUUUGGAAAAGUUCAAGCAGCGGACGGUGAUUGUUGUGAUGCACUAG